Messenger RNA from Folsomia candida, 2074 nucleotides. RefSeq lists its product as uncharacterized. The transcript is spliced from 5 exons. The coding region runs from base 189 to 1865 and encodes 558 amino acids. The record is from RefSeq and is a predicted model, not a curated record. NCBI's taxonomy places the organism in Eukaryota, Metazoa, Arthropoda, Collembola, Entomobryomorpha, Isotomidae.
UCAAUCCUUGUCAUUCAGUCAACAUCUGCUCUCGACAAGAAGAAUAAAAGAAAUACUUCGUGUGUCGUGCAAAUUUGCAAAAUUUAUUUUCGGUUGUUUAAAUUGAAACGAAUUCCCUACGUAAACCAGAACAUUGAUCUUAUCUCAAGCUAAAGGAAAUUUGUAGCAUCGGCUUCGACUCUAUAGCAAUGGAAUCGCAACAGGGAGUGCAAAGCGUGGAACUUACCGCACUGAAGAAUCCGCUCAUUUUGACGAAAAUAUUAAAACAGGCCGAAAUCCCGUUGAAGACUUGUCGACUCGUGAGUUCAUUCUGGAACGAAAUGGUUCUCUCCUUGCCAAAUACGCGACUCGCGUUAAGCCUGAGUCAUGACGAUGAUCAGAAUGAAAUGUCAUUUUCCGAGUUGUGUUCUUCAGUAGACGCCCGACUUGCGACAAGGGUUUCUUACUUCGGUUGGAGGAAGGCCGAAUCUUUCGUGCCGAACCUAACCCAAAUUUGUGACCAGUUUGGCGACACCGUGCAAAUUUUGGAACUCAGCAUCGCUGUACAAACCAAUCUACCAGCGGUGUAUCAACUUUUGAAAAAUUCCUGCCCCAAUUUGCAGCAAUUGCGAAUUAGCUGCUUAAGUACCCAGAAUUCAGCGAGUUCAACGGAUCUGAUUCCAGGAGGAGAAAUUGUGCCAGUAAGACGCAGUUUGACGUCCUUCAUGGUCACCACAGUUGAGGUUGAGGUGACGGCGCAUCUAUCCAGCUUUAUCGACGUGGUUAUCAACGCCUCUCCAAAUUUGAAGGAGGUCACUCUUCCGUGGGGAGUCAGCCAAGAUUUGUCGAAUUCUAAGUGCCUCAAUUCCUUAACAAUCGCACUGGACAACGCUGACCCAAGGGAAAUCGUCAAAGCGGAAGAUAAGCUUUCAGAUCUGUCCCGCAUGCUGUGUCAAGUGAGCGACCAACUUGUUACACUAAAUUUUGACUACGUCGACAUUAACGGAGAGUUUGAUAAGACGAAUAACUUCAAAAAAAAUCAAUAUCGCUUGCCAACCGAGAAAAUGUCCAAACUACGCACGUUUCAGAACCGGAUGACCGACGUGUUUCGGUGUGACGACCUCUUGCCUAUUAUCCUUCCCAACUUGAAAACUCUGAUGAUUGGGAAAGCAUAUGAAAAGUCAAAAUGUGUUGAUGAAAUUUUGCAAACUAUUUGCCACUCGAAUAACAAGAUUUUUCCAAACAUGAAGAAUUUGACGGUUAUGGAGUUGCAUGAUCCCAAACUUUUGAAUCGAUUGGUGACCGCGUUUCCGAAUUUGGACAUGUUAAAUUUGGAUAUGUUGAAAACGACGGAUUUCGCUGGGAAGAAGAGUCGCAUGAAGUUGGGCGUGGUGCUCAAGACGUGUCGGGGUUGGAAGGCUUUGAAACAUUUGGAAUUGGCGUUGCCAAAGUAUCCAGAAGACAUUGAGGAUGUUAUCCAGGCUCUCUUGAAAGCAAAGGAAUUAUUUAAGCAACUUAAAACCUUCACCCUUACGACGUUGGAUUGUGAUAACGAGAUUUACGAUUUGUCAGAGGACGAAAUGAAUUUGUUUAAAAAAUUUCUAAUUGCAAUUCGUGGAAUGGAGCGGGUCGAAAUUAGCAGUCUUUGUUUUACCAAGGAAUCAGCAGAAAGUAUACACGCCUUCAUGGCGCUGAAGAAAAUGUCUGUGGACAAGUUUUCGGUGGUGGAAGAAAUGUCGGAUGAUGAAGACGAAGCAGCAUCCGAUGACGGCAGCGGGAGCGACGAUUUCGAGGAUGAUGAUGAGGAAUUGUACAUGGACGAUGACAGCGUAGACUUCGAUUUUGAGGAUGAUUGGCGCUCGGACAGCGAUGAUGACAGCGAUUAGUUUAAAACCUUACUUCAACCGUUCCAAACGCUCUGUAUUAUGCAAAUGCUGUUCCGUAAAAUUUAUAAUCUUUAAUUAAAUAUGUAUUAAAUAGUUGGGAUUUCUUUUCAUGUUUAAAGUGUAAAAAUUUGAAGUGUUCUUAAUUAUAAAUUAUUGAAUUGAAAUGUGUCUAAUAAAAUAUCCGAUAAAUAAACUGUAAAUACUAAAGA